Molecule: messenger RNA, 560 nt
Organism: Carlito syrichta (Philippine tarsier)
Lineage: Eukaryota; Metazoa; Chordata; Mammalia; Primates; Tarsiidae
Gene: DAGLA
Product: diacylglycerol lipase alpha
Exons: 3
Coding region: 57-425 (122 amino acids)
Cellular component (GO): dendrite membrane; postsynaptic membrane
Source: RefSeq, a predicted model, not a curated record
GCAAGCCUCGUGGGGGUGAGCGCCAGGCCCGCUGAGCCUCUGCAGAGCCGCCAGCCAUGCCCGGGAUCGUGGUGUUCCGGCGGCGCUGGUCUGUGGGCAGCGAUGACCUCGUCCUGCCUGCCAUCUUCCUCUUCCUCCUGCACACCACCUGGUUUGUGAUCCUGUCCGUGGUGCUCUUUGGCCUGGCCUACAACCCGCACGAGGCCUGCUCCCUGAACCUGGUGGACCACGGCCGUGGCUACCUGGGCAUUCUACUGAGCUGCAUGAUCGCCGAGAUGGCCAUCAUCUGGCUGAGCAUGCGUGGCGGCAUCCUCUACACCGAGCCCCGCGACUCCAUGCAGUAUGUGCUCUACGUGCGCCUGGGUAAGGGCCAUCCGUGGGGGCUGCUUUAUGCACCCCCCCCCAAUCCCGUCAGCCGGUGCUGACGGGGCACAUGCUGUGAACCAGGCCCUGGGCUGGCGCUGGGAGCAGCAUGACCCGAAUCUUUCUGGGCUCGCAUUCUAGACCAGGAGCCAGCAAACUGCAACCCGGGGGCCAGCCCAGGCUGUGUUUGCAAAUAA